AUGCUUUCACGAUUACCACAGCAAAACAACGUCGAUGAGAUUCAAACCGAUGAUCUGCUGGAUUUCGAAACCACGGAAUUUGAAUCCGAUGAAUAUUUGGAAUUAGUGAAACAAAUCACUGAAAAUGGGGAGAGAUUACCGGAUCUAAAAAUAGUAGAUGGGAAAAUUUUUAAACGAAUGAUAAAUGAAACAGGUUUGGAAGACCAUCAAUGGAAAUUGUGGAUACCUCCAAACCUUACUCAGGCUAUAAUUGAAAAAGCACAUUCAACGAGCCUUUCAGCUCAUGGGAGAAUGGCAAAAACCAUUGAAAAAGUGAAAAGAUUCUUUUAUUGGCCGAAAAUGGUAUUACAAAUUAAGGAAUUUGUCAAGAAUUGUAUAAUAUGUAAAGAAACCAAACCGGCUAAUAUACAUUUAAUGCCCGGAAUCGGCAAUGAAGUGACAACGGAAAGACCAUUUCAAAAGCUGCCAUGCGAGAAGCGACAACAGCAAAUAUAA
Molecule: messenger RNA, 495 nt
Organism: Lucilia cuprina (Australian sheep blowfly)
Lineage: Eukaryota; Metazoa; Arthropoda; Insecta; Diptera; Calliphoridae
Exons: 2
Coding region: 1-495 (164 amino acids)
Source: RefSeq, a predicted model, not a curated record